Molecule: messenger RNA, 1308 nt
Organism: Fraxinus pennsylvanica
Lineage: Eukaryota; Viridiplantae; Streptophyta; Magnoliopsida; Lamiales; Oleaceae
Source: the annotation of a GenBank genome assembly
AUGCUUGGUGCGACCUGCCCACCACCAGCAAAGCUAGGUCCAAUUCACCUAAAAAAAGAGGUCGUCCUUAGUCCAAUUGGUGGGGUGCCAAUGGUGUACCCGUUGCCUCCCCUUCGUGUGCUCUUUCUAUUAAUGGCGGGUUACCACCACCGUGAUACACCUUCAGGUUCACUCACUGAUAAGAUCAGAAUGUGUUCAAUACCAGAAAAGUUUCAACUUCACUUGGCCAUGUUGGCCUUGCAAUUUGGUUAUGCUGGUUUCCAUGUGGUGUCAAGAGCUGCCCUUAACAUGGGCAUUAGCAAGAUUGUGUUUCCAGUUUAUAGGAACAUUCUUGCCUUGCUUCUCCUCUUGCCCUUUGCUUAUUUUCUAGAAAAGAAAGAGAGGCCACCUCUUACUUGGUCAUUCGCCCUUCAAUUCUUCCUCCUCGCAAUUGUUGGGAUUACUGCAAAUCAAGGAUUCUACUUGUUGGGAUUGGACAACACAACACCAACUUUUGCUUCUGCAAUACAAAAUUCUGUGCCAGCCAUUACAUUUGUCAUGGCUGUAAUGCUCAGGAUUGAAAAGGUAAGACUGGAUCGAAAAGAUGGUAUCUCAAAAGUUGUUGGGACACUCUUUUGUGUCGCGGGAGCUUCUGUAAUUACACUGUACAAAGGUCCAACCAUUUACAGUCCUUCUCCUUCAACAGUGCAAAGUAUUGCACCAAUGUUGCGUAACUUAGGAAAUGCUGAUGGCAAGAGCUGGACACUCGGGUGCAUUUUCUUAAUUGGACAUUGCCUGUCGUGGUCCGCAUGGCUCGUGCUGCAGGCUCCAAUACUCAAAAAAUACCCUGCAAGGCUCUCAUUUACUUCUUAUCAAUGUUUCUUUGGAGUUAUACAGUUUCUUGUUAUUGCUGUUUUUAUGGAGAGAGACCUUCAGGCUUGGCUUGUUCACUCUGGAGGAGAGCUCUUCAGUGUUUUCUAUGCAGGAAUAGUGGCAUCAGGGAUUGCAUUUGCUGUACAAAUAUGGUGCAUUGACAGGGGCGGCCCGGUUUUCGUUGCGGUGUAUCAGCCGGUUCAGACACUUGUAGUCGCCAUUAUGGCCUCUGCUGCACUGGGAGAGGAAUUCUACUUGGGAGGGAUAAUUGGAGCAGUGUUGAUCAUAGUAGGGUUAUACCUUGUCCUGUGGGGCAAAAACGAAGAACGUAAAUUCUCAAUGCCAAAUGCUGCGAUUCUAUCAGAUGUGAACCACGGUAGCAACCGAACAAUAACCAAUCAAAUCAAGUCCUCGCUCGCUCAGCCACUGAUAUCUCAGUCAACGGAAAAUGCUUGA